AUGGCCCGCCGCAACAAGCGAGGCAGGGCCGCAGCGGCUGCCGCCAACGACUUCACGAUCCACGAAGACCAGCCUACACCCAUUGACGACAGCGACACUCGAGACUUUGCAAACGGCGCUACCGAAUCGAACCUGACCAAGGCUAGCACCCUCGUUAACGAGGACGCGAGCGUCGAGAAUGACGAGAAGAGCGUCGAAGCUCGCUUGGACAGCAUGCUGGAGGAGUUGGGGGACAAGAAGAACAUAAGUGCACCGAGCUCGAGACGAGAGUCACUAGACUCGCGCAGAGACUCAUUUGACUCUUUGAAGAAGAGCAGAGACAGCCUGCACGAGACAGACUACACAGAGGACAACGUUUCCAGAAGAGAAUCAGGCGCCUCCUACGACGCCACUGACGACUCGUACUCUCGACGGGACUCCAUCGGCACCUAUUCCAGCCGCAGAGAGUCAGGGUACUCAGAGUCUCAAGACCAGUCGGCACUCGAUGACAGUGUCCUAGGCGACCAUUCCACAACCUCAGACCAUUCAUCCUCCUCUCUCCACCGACGAGCCUCGGGCCGAACUGAAGCUCUGAUCCAUGCUGCAGCCCGCAACAUCGUCGACCAGAUCCAUCGCAGCGAUGACGAUGAGUCUGACUACACGGAGAGCUACAUCUCCAACAGCAGAACCUCGAGCCAAAAUUACGCCAGAGUGCCGUAUGUACCUGGGGCUCGAGAUAUGGGCGUUCGUCCUUCAGAUGCAUUGUGCUACGUGAGCAAUGGUCCUAGCAGACGAUCUCCGCCCCCGCCCUCCGAUGACGAAGAGGACGCCAUGACGGCUAGUCCUAGGGUAUCAGUCGCACACUCCCUCGUGCGCGAGGACCUGACUGACAAUGCCGAGAGUGUCGUUGACGACGCCGAUGGGCCCUCCCCCGAGCUUGUGUCUGAGAUCGAGGUUCACGAGCAAGCAGAGGACGAUUUUGAAGAUUCUUGGGCCGCACUCGUCGAAGGGCCGGAAGAAAAAGCUGCCAGGCGAUCGGCCCAAGAAGCCAAGGAGGCUGAAGCGCAUAUUGUUGAGAGCGUCCCUUCGCCCGUCGUCGACGUCGUCGAGGUCCCCGCUGACGAAGCGGCGAUGGAAACACUCGACAUUUCGGCGGCUGCGAAUGACGAUGUGCCAAGCUGUGUAGAGGAUGAGGUGGUGGAUACUGCGAUUCCCAAAGAGACGGAGGACACCGACGCUCCUAAGGAGGCGGAGGAGGCUGAUGUUCCCAAGGAGGUAGAGCUCGAAGCUGAUGCAUCAGUGCAUGAGCCCAUUGAGGAACAUAUCCCUGAGCCUGCCAGCAACUCUGACGAGUCUCCGGUAGAAACAGACGUCUCGGUCAAUGAGCCAGCUCAUGAAGAAGCGGAGCUCUCCGAGCCUUCUGCUGAGGUCGCACAGCACGAAGAGCCUCUACCUGAAGCUGUCGAGGAGCCUGUGGCAGAGCUGACGGCAGAGCCUACAUCGGAAGAAACGACGGAAUCUGUUCAGGUCGCCUCCAAUGAGGAGGAGUCAGAGGCCGUCGUUGAGAUCGCCCCUGAAGUUGUAGAGGAAGACACUGAGAAAGCUGCCGAGUCCAUCGCUGCGUCGGCGGAAGACAGCAACGCGAUGCCAGCCGAGGAGCCUACUGCUUCAGCCAUUGAGGACGACGGUGAUAAUCUCACUGCCUCAGUUGAUACAAGUUCGGACGCCGAUAUCCCUAUCCCAGAUGAGCAACCCGAGCAGGCUGCCGUAACGGAAAAUGCUGUAUCAACAGACUUUGUCGUUGAUCAAGCACCUGAGGCUCCCCUCACAGCCGACGCUGAGGGCGAACGGGAGUUGGAUGCGGCAAGCCAACAAAACCCCGAUCAUUUCGAGGAUCACGAAAGCUCAAUCAUGGAUCGCUCAGCCAGUCAAUGCGGCGAUUCGGUGAUUCAGUCUAUCGAGAACGACGACGAGCAUGUACCCGAAGAGAAUGCUGACAGCUCCCACAACGAACACGAGGACGACGUCUUCAGCGACCACAGCCCACGAAGCUCAGUCGGCUCUACCUCAGGGGAGGAUCAUCGCCAGCAUCGCGAGAUCAGCGAAAAUGUCACGCAUCGGACACGCACGCAUCGCAUGUCUGACUUCUCCCACUACGAGACGGACGACCAAGAUGAGAUUUUCAUCCCAACGGUGAGGGGGACGCCCCGUCCACCGUUCCGAUCUCCAUCGUCUGUCAAAGCAAUACAGAUGUCCUCGCCAGCACAGAGCGUGAUCGGCUCAAGUCGCUCCAACCGCAGGACCCCCAUCCCCUCGGGCUCGAGACUUGGUUCGCCAAGUGCGCAGUACUCCCCCAAGAGGACGCCUCCAAGGUUCAGACGGGCCACGCCGCCUCUGGUCCUCUUGCAUGUCACCCUUUUGCCGCUGCGUUGGGGCUGGGGUGACGUGCUCGAGCAGGCGUCCAGCGAACAGCUGAGUGAGGGCAGCAAGCGUCUCAAGCAAGCAUGGCGACAGCUCCAGGAUCGCAUGGGCGACACUACCUGUGAGCGUGGCAUUCUUCUGCCGCACCCACAGAAUGACUUUGAGAUCCUCGAGGAACGACUACUCGAAGCGCUCGAGCUGCCUCUUAGGAGAAGGGCACGCAUCCUCGAGUGUGGUCAUUACCUUGGGCCUGCAAACGAAACGACAAUCCUGGAGGAGAGCUCGGAGGAAGAGGACGACGAAGCUGUCUUUGACGACUCACACCGACAAUCUCGCAGCUCCAUGGAGAAGAAGCACUGGUGCAACACUUGUCGUUCCGAGAUUCGCUUUGAUGCUCUUGGUGCUGGUAAGGUGUUCCGCGUCAAAGUAUACGCGAGCAACGGGCUUGUCAAAGCUGGUGCGUGGGAGGCUUGCUGGAAAGAAAUGGAGCGGGUUGAUGUGGAGAUUGAGCCGAUUGUCGAGAGCGACAUCCAAGAGGAGAUGGCACGCCUGGAUGACGAGCAGCAGCAGGCUCUGGAGCUGCAUCAGGAGCAGCUUGAAGAAGAAGAGGAGGAGGAGGUCGAGGUCGAGGCCGAGGCCGAGAUCCAAGCGGAGCCGGAGCCGGAGGACAUACCCGAGGAGCACGUUGAAGAAGAGCUUCACGAGUAUGUCGAGGAACCAACAGAGGUACACCACGAAGUUCCGUCUUCGCCUGUGCCGGAGAUCAGGGUUACGGAAAGCCCUGCGCCGCCAAGCGCGGAUGAACAACAGAGGCAGCACGACGAGCGUCUGAGAGAGAUCUAUGGACACUCGCCACAGCCUGUUGCCCAGCCCGUCGUUGUGGUCGAGCCACCUCCGCCCUCGCCUGAGUACAUGCAACGCCAUGACCGUCACCAGCAGCAGCACCAUCACCAUCAUCACCAGACACCAUCACCGCCACCACCACCGGUAGCGGACGAGUACACUCGCUACCGAGACCGCAGGCAAUCGGCUAGCCGGGAUGACUCUUUGCCGGAGCUGAUCCUGGAGGCGACCAAGGUCAUGCUCCGUGACUCGAAGAAUGUGGCCAUCCUGAUGAUGAGUGUUCUGGUUCUCGUCCUCGCCUUGAGGGGUGGAAGCAGCGCGGCUGGCUUCGACAACUUCCCUGUCAUGGCGAAGAGGGAGAUGCCGGCUGUCGUCAUGCCUGAGCGACCUGUCAACCAAGGCCCAGCUACAGUGACAGUCACAGCAGCCGCUACACAAAAUAUGCUGGAUAGCGCCACAAUGGCUACCGUGACGGUGACCCAGACAGCUGCUGCGACUCAGGCAAGCGUUGAGUCGCGGGUGCACGAGGAGGUCAAGACUGUAUCGACCCAGGAGAUCGUCAAGGUAUACGAGACCGUUACCGAGACUGCCUUCGAAACGAGUACUGUAACGACAACUCAAGCUUUGGCCCUGGAGGAAACAGCAGUUGUGGAUACUUCGGAUAUUGGUGUUGAGGAGGGUGAGGAAGUCGUCGACGUUGCUGGCGCGUCUGUCGUACCAGAGGCUGAUUUGAGUCAAGCCCCCGAGCCGGUCAUGGACGAAGCUGAUCCGUAUGUCGACGGGGAACAGGAAGAGGAAGAGAAGCCGGAGGUUGAGCUAUGA
Molecule: messenger RNA, 4065 nt
Organism: Emericellopsis atlantica
Lineage: Eukaryota; Fungi; Ascomycota; Sordariomycetes; Hypocreales; Bionectriaceae
Exons: 1
Coding region: 1-4065 (1354 amino acids)
Biological process (GO): pteridine-containing compound metabolic process
Source: RefSeq, a predicted model, not a curated record